GCUACCAAGAAGAAGAUGCGCGAGAGCACCAUAUUCUACUCUGGCGUGUGCCAGUUAUUCUUUGAGUUCUUGGGCUGUUGAAGCCAUGUCCGUUUCCUGUUCAGUCUUCUAUUAAAGAGGUUUGUUGAACCCACCCUACGGUUAUCUCAACUGGCGACGAGCGAAGGACUUCUCAGAAGAUGCAGGGGGAUGAGUCUCGAGUUAUUUCAACCGGAGCAGGUUCGGACGAUGGUGUUCGGCGGUUUCGCAGCCCUGGAACGUUUGAUCCUGACAAGGAAGAUUGGAACCUCUAUGAGAUCAGGUUUCUAGCGGCUAUACGUGUGGCAAGAGUCACGGACGAUGCGGACAAGAGUGGACUUCUAAUUUCGUCGCUGAGUCCGGCAGUCUUCAAGCGGCUCUAUAACCUGCUGCAACCGAGGAACAUCAUGGAGGUACCUUUCAAGGAUCUUACUGCAACGUUAUCUGACCAUUUCACUCCGAAACGGUUCAAGGAGUUUGAGAGAUACAAGCUUUUCUCAAAUCGUCAAGAGGACGGUGAGUCAGUGAAGGAUUUCGUUGAGCGGUUGUCGGCAAUCAUUUCCCGCUGUGAAUAUGAAGGAGAGUCUGACGUCCGAGCAUGUUCCCUGAUGACAGCGUUCAUCGUAGGCCUCCGGGAUCAGCGCAUCCGCGCGCGACUUGUUCUGGAAAAGACCUUGACAAUGGACACAGCGAUCCGGCUCGCUGAAAGUUUUCUGGCCGCGGAGGCAGAGUCGAAGCAGUUGCAUGCAGAACCCUCUGUGCACAAGGUGACAGUCAAGCCGGAGAGCAAGGAACGAUGUUUCCGGUGUGGAAAUUCAAACCACUCGCAAGAAACGUGCAGAUUCCGCAACGAGGACUGUCACGCCUGUGGCAAAACCGGACACAUCUCGAAAAUGUGUCGUUCAUCCGCUUCACAGGGAACGCGGAAGAAAGGUAAACAUUUUCGGAAGGUGAAGCUUGUGACCGACGUGUUUCUUGCGGACGACCAAGACGGGAAGUUCAUUGCUUGUAGUAUCAAAGACAAGGACGUCAUCCUGCAGGUCGAUACGGGAUCGCGGGCAACACUUCUGGAUGAAAGGACGUUCAAGAGGUUGGGUGAGCCAGAGCUAUACCAAUCUCCGUACCGUCUUCGUGCUUUCAACAAGGACGAGAUACCACUUCGUGGAGCAGCAGAUCUCGAUGUUUCCAUAGGUGGAAGGGUAGAAAAGCUUCAGGCACUCUUUACCCGGAUGGAACAUACCAAUCUGCUUGGAAGGGAUUGGAUACGUGAGCUUGGCAUCGACCUCAACACAUUAUUCGUGGGCAAGAUAUUGACAGCUCCGAAGUUGGAAGGCGUCUUAGGAACGUACUCGGAUCUUUUUCGAAGCCAACUAGGAAGGUGCACCAAGGUUUUAGUCCACCUUCAUCUCAAGAAAGACGCUGAGCCGAAAUUCUUCAAGCCCCGGCCGAUCCCUUUUGCGUCUCGGGAAGCGGUUGAAGCUGACCUGCAACGGCAAGUACAGAAUGGGGUGCUGGAACCUAUCGAGGUGUCGGAAUGGGCCACUCCCAUUGUAGUGGUGCCCAAGCCAAAUGGAGCCGUACGAGUCUGCGGAGACUUCAGCGUCACUGUGAAUCCGCAGAUCGAAAUCGCACAGUACCCGUUCCCUAGACCUGAAGAACUUCUGGCGACAUUAAAUGGCGGUGAAAAGUUCACGAAAUUAGACUUGUCCGAAGCAUACCUACAGAUGGAGCUGGACGAAGAAGCUAAGAAAAUCUUGGUGAUCAAUACUCACAAGGGCCUUUUUCAAUUCAAUCGAAUGCCCUUCGGCAUCGCAUCUGCCCCAGCCGUUUUCCAGCGUACCAUGGAACAGGUGAUCGCAGGGAUUCCUUCUGUAGCCUGUUAUCUCGAUGACAUCAUCGUGACUGGCCGAAACGACAAAGAGCAUCUGGAAACCUUAGAGCAAGUUUUGUCACGUCUCCGCGAGUUCGGCUUCACUCUCAAGAGGGAGAAAUGUGCCUUCCUGCAGCGGCAGGUUGAGUAUUUGGGACAUGUGGUUACUGCGGAAGGUUUCCGACCAUCACCCAAAAAAGUAUCAGCGAUUCUGAACAUGCCACCGCCAACACAAGUUUCAGAACUGCGCUCAUUUUUGGGGCUGGUACAGCACUACGGAAAGUAUCUGCCGUCUUUGUCCGAUAUUUGUGCUCCACUCAACAGCCUACUCAAGAAGUCGACAUCUUGGCAAUGGUCUGCGUCUUGCGUAGAUGCGUUUGAAACAAUCAAGAGGAAGCUCGCCUCCGCUGAAGUACUCACCCAUUAUGAUCCACGGAAGGACAUAUUUCUGGCGGUGGAUGCUUCUUCGAAAGGUAUUGGGGCCGUCAUCUAUCAUCGCAUCAACGGCGAAGACCGACCGAUUGCGCACGCUUCGAAGACACUGACACCAGCCCAGACAAAAUAUGCUCAAAUAGAACGGGAAGCCCUUGCUAUUAUUUUUGGCGUCCGAAAAUUUCAUCAGUAUUUGUGGGGACGGAAGUUUACACUCUUCACCGACCACAAGCCGUUAACUGUAAUUUUUGGACCCUCAAAGGGCAUUCCCGCGACAACGGCGAGUCGUCUGCAACGGUGGGCCAUCAUUCUAAUGAGCUACGCGUUCGACAUACAGUUUAAAUCGACGACGAACAUCGCAAAUGCAGAUGGCCUGUCUAGGUUGCCCGAAGGCGCCGAUCUGGAGUUCGAUCAGCAAAUGGAAGAAGGUAUUUUCAACGUUGUGGACGAGGAGAUUAAUGCGGUGCAGGAUUUUCGCAUGCACACUCUUCCAGUCAGAGCUAAGCAGAUUGCUGAGGCGACUCUUCAGGAUCGAUACUUGAAGCAAGUAAAAGAGUACAUUGCAAGUGGCUGGCCCGAACGCGUAGAACAGGAGUUGGUUCCGUACUGGCAACGACGAGCUGAACUUACAACACACCGUGAGUGCGUUCUUUGGGGCCUACGCACCGUUAUACCUCAAAAGUAUCGCGCAGCCCUUCUGGAUACGCUCCACGAGUGUCAUGUAGGACAAAAUAAAAUGAAGAUGUUGGCUCGCUCAUAUCUGUGGUGGCCAGGGCUGGACAAAGACAUUGAAUCCAGAGUGAGAGGUUGCGAUCAAUGUGCGUCCGUUGCAGCGCAAGAGGUUCCUGUGCCACUUCACCAAUGGGAGCCGCCGGAUAAGCCGUGGUAUCGUCUGCACGCAGAUUUUGCGGAGCUUCAUGGGAAGCAUUAUCUCAUAGUCAUCGACAGCUUUAGCAAGUGGCCAGACGUGAGGACUAUGACAACAACGACUGCAGACAAAACGAUAGACACGCUCAGAGACAUCUUCACUCAAAAUGGGCUCCCUGAGGUUUUCGUGACGGACAACGGACCUCCGUUCACAAGUCAACAGUUUCGGAAAUUUCUCGAAGACCAGGGAAUUCACCAUGUGCUAACGCCCCCUUACCAUCCCAAAUCAAACGGAUUGGCAGAGAAUUUUGUGCGGACAUUUAAGACUGCUCUGCGCCGUUCAAGCGGAGGGGGAAGGGAAAGCAUAGGGGAAUUCUCUCUUCAAGUACCGAGUCACUCCCCAUGUGACCACAGGGCGUCCACCCUGUGAGCUUCUCAAUGGCAGACACUACCGCCCUGUUUUGGAUCUUGUGCGACCACCUGGACCAAUCCCUUUGGUGAUGUUUUCAGGUGCCAGGGAACGUCAAAAGAGAUGUCAUGACAGGCGAGCGCGCGACAGGUCGUUUGGAAGCAACGCGAAGGUGUGGAUGCUGGACCCUCAUCAGAAAGGUUCGGGAUCUUUCUGGGAAGGUACAACGGGUACACAAAGACCAUCUCAAGGCAAGAGAGUCUUCCGAUACCUGGGAUGCUGAAGAACUUCCCAAACCCCCGACAGAACAUGAGCCACCGGAAGAACCAACAUUUCCUCUACCCUUCCCGGAAGUUGAGGACACUUGCAGUGAGGACGGCCACCACCGUACGACGCAAGAUGCCCAGCCGUCUCAAGUGGCAGGAGCUGCUCCUUCAGGAGAAAAGUCUCCUCCUUUGAGUACAACCACACGUAGGUAUCCGGUCAGGAGGCGUCGGCCGGUAGAUCGGUUCCAACCGACUUAAAGGGGGAGGUAUUGUGGUGGCGCGGCUACCAAGAAGAAGAUGCGCGAGAGCACCAUAUUCUACUCUGGCGUGUGCCAGUUAUU
Molecule: messenger RNA, 4203 nt
Organism: Ornithodoros turicata
Lineage: Eukaryota; Metazoa; Arthropoda; Arachnida; Ixodida; Argasidae
Exons: 2
Coding region: 180-3617 (1145 amino acids)
Biological process (GO): DNA integration
Molecular function (GO): nucleic acid binding; zinc ion binding
Source: RefSeq, a predicted model, not a curated record